Gaeumannomyces tritici R3-111a-1 is the source of this 2043-nucleotide messenger RNA. RefSeq lists its product as hypothetical. The record is from RefSeq and is a predicted model, not a curated record. Lineage: Eukaryota; Fungi; Ascomycota; Sordariomycetes; Magnaporthales; Magnaporthaceae. The transcript is spliced from 4 exons. Bases 733 to 2043 code for a protein of 436 amino acids.
CGCCCACGCCCUUUCAACUGUAUGCGCAGCACUGUGGCUCGCUCGGGCGGGGGCUGCCCUUGAUUGGUGUCGUCGUCAUUCUUACGGGAAUUAAUCGGCGGCGCGAGGCCAUCUCGACUCCUCCUCUCGACUCCUUCUCUCGACUCCUUUUCCUUGUCCCGACCUCAGCCUGCCCGACUGUGAGCCCCUGAGACAACGAGACAGCCGACCUCGUAACAUGGCAUCCUAGCCCUUUUUGUCCCUUGCUUCUUUUAUUUCUUUUGCUUUUCCUCCAUCAUCAUCCACCCGGGCGGCUGCGCUUUACCAACUGUCGUCCCUGUAGCGGUAGUCGCUCAUCCUGCCAGCGUGCCAGCGUGUCAGCCCAAUGGCAGUCUUUGUCGACCUCGAAGAUGGGCCGGAUCAGCCACAGGACUUCCAGCACGGCAAGCCCGUCUGGAAGCCCGAACCUGAGGACCGCCCACCGCGGCCGCCGUCGCCGAUGCCCGAGUCCGAGAGCGGAGCCGGCCAGGCCGUCAUGGCGGGCAAUCCGAACCUGAACUCGGUCACGGAGGCCCUGGGAUGUUAUCCGUAGGCCGAAAAUCUCCCCUUUUCCUCUCUCACCCUUUCUAUAUCCAUCAGUAGUCGGAUCACCUGGUGUUUUCUGUGCUUUCGAUACUCCAAUUUUCAAAAUGCCGUGAUAGUCGACGUGUUAUGCAGAUUCAGUGCAAGUCUUGAGAUCAGAAGAGGGACUAAAUGUCCUCGUCCCCCAGCAUCAUCGUGGUCAUCGCCGCGUCGCUCGACCUCAACUCGAUCGAUAGCCUGGCCCGCACCUGCCGCCAGGCCCGCAGCGCCCUCAUCCAGUAUCGCUCCAGUCUCAUCAAGUCCUCGCUGCGAUGUUUUAACGAGCCCCUGCCUGUCGACCCCGAGCAGACGCUGCGCUACCGUGCCCGUGCUGGCAACUGGUAUUACAUGGAGGAUACCAGCCGCACAAGCUACGGCGGCAAGCCCGGCGACUGCGCCCGAGACCUCGUCGGCGAAUGCCACAAAUGUGGUCAGGUUGUGUGUCGUAAUUGCGCGAUAAAACCGCCCGCGCCCAUCGUGCUCCGUGACAGGCACCGCCGGUUAUGCAAUACAUGCACCAAAGCACCCAUCACAGAGCUCGUGAAGCCGCCCCUGGACCCGACAACCCCUCUCGCCUCGCCCGCUAUGCAGAGUAAGAUUUGCCGCUGCGAGGGCGGCGUGUGGCUUUGUCAGACAUGCGGCCGCUCUAUCCGUGGCGCAGAUCAUGAGUAUAAGGGACUGUGGCGCUGGCGCGGUCAGUACGGGGAGGUCCUCGGCGGCGUGGGCACCGGGAUCGGCGAUGGGGACCGCGGCGUCCCGUGCGGGCGCGAGGACGAGUGCCUCGGCGCCAAAGAGUGCGAGCAUGAGACGGACUGCGAGGCCGCCGACGCCGCCGCCGCCGAUACCUACUUUGCGCAGCAGCAGCAGCAGUCCCAGGCCGCCGCCGCCGCCGCCACCAACCCCCUCCUGCUCCUGCAGAGCCCCGUCGCCACCUGGCCCAACAGCAACCACCACAACAACAACAACAACAACAACAACGGCGGCAGCGGCAUGGCGACGCCCGACUCGUCGUCGCUCAGCAGCCGGCGGCACACGCCCAGCCCCGGGUACGCGCGGCACGAGAUCGAGGGCAUCGGCGGCGUGGUCAAGACCAAGCUGGUGCGCAUGGUGCGCGUCGGCGCCGGCGUGCCCGAGUGGCAGGACGAGAAGCCCGCCAGCCGCGGCGGCGGCGAGGCCCUGGCCCGCGAGGUCGCCGGCCGCGUCCGCAGCUGGUGCGGCUGGUGCGCCAGGGUCAUUCCCGGCCGGGACGACCUGGCGCGCGACGCCGCGCGCCUGCUGCCGGAGGAGGAGGAGGAGGGGCAGGGGCAGGGGCAGGGGCGGCUGGGGAAAGCAGGAGGGGAAGGAAAAGGAGGGGAAGGAAGAGGAGGGUCGGCCGCCUUGGGGUCUUCAUCGGUGUCGACGGCGCCAUCGUUCUCGUCGACGGUUGCGCUCAGGGGCCGUUAG